Ostertagia ostertagi is the source of this 324-nucleotide messenger RNA. NCBI's taxonomy places the organism in Eukaryota, Metazoa, Nematoda, Chromadorea, Rhabditida, Trichostrongylidae. The record is from the annotation of a GenBank genome assembly.
AUGACAUGUGCGAACCAUCACCCUUCCUCAUCUCAUACCGAUUCUGAAUCGCCGCGGGAUCGUCGACUCCAUCACUGCACUCAUCCUCAUUGUGGGAAGGUCUACACCAAAAGCAGUCAUCUCAAAGCUCACUACAGGACACACACUGGCGAGAAACCGUACUCCUGUCCAUGGCCCGGAUGUGAAUGGCGGUUUGCACGUUCGGAUGAGCUCACUCGUCACUACCGUAAACACACCGGCGAUCGACCUUUCAAAUGUGCUCAAUGUUCACGAGCCUUUUCACGCAGCGAUCACCUCAGUCUACAUAUGAAGCGGCACUUCUGA